Molecule: messenger RNA, 1719 nt
Organism: Fusarium musae
Lineage: Eukaryota; Fungi; Ascomycota; Sordariomycetes; Hypocreales; Nectriaceae
Exons: 2
Coding region: 1-1719 (572 amino acids)
Source: RefSeq, a predicted model, not a curated record
AUGGGACGCGAAGACGCUCCGCCCCCCGAUGUACGGGUAGUCCUCGAUGAGAAUCAACAGAUCAUGAAUCUCAUCGAGGAGCUCGCAAAGAAACAGCAAAACAAGCCCGACGCUGAAAGUGUACACCCUUCCUACGAAGAGAACCUGCAGGGAGGAACCCUGCACGGGGAAACCUUGCUGCAACACAUUCUUGACAGGAUCUACAGGAACAUCGCUAGAUACGGUGAUGCCUUUCCGCGGUAUGGGCAAUGUAAUGAAGCUUAUUUCUACGACGUAUGGCGAGAUCUCCUGAACACCAUCAAAGCUAUCCUGAACCUGCCCCAGCCUGGCACCGACUUUUAUGAAGUCGACACAACGGAUGAUGAUGAUAAGCUCAAAGCGGAUGAGAACCUUGCCGAGUUAUAUGAGCUUUGCACAGAGGCUGACGAUGUUCUCCUUGGCUCCCUGCGUAAGAUUUGGAUCUGUAGCCGACAGACUGAAUCCUUCGACUGGGUUUUCACAGAGUAUCGAAUUAAUAGGCCGAUUAGCCAGUCGGAUGCUGAAAUUGCCGUAUGCCUCUCACUCGAAGAGUAUAAGCGCCGGUUUAGUAAAAGACAGCAGGGAGAACGGUAUUACUAUUCAGUACCGGACGACAAGGAGAACCUCAAACUAUACACAGGACCGAAACCACGAUGGUAUUCAGCAGAAGGAACGGGCUUGGAUCCGAAUUUGAUCUGGCAGGGGAUGAAAGGAAAAGCCAAGCCGAUCACAGCCGCUAUUGAAUAUGAGAUUGAAUUUGUGGGCGAAGAACAGGAUGGACGUGAUAACAUAAUCGAUUGGGUUUGCCUUUUCCGCCGCUCUUGGCAGUUUUGCCUGGACGCACAGCAGGUCGCGGAAGGAAACCUCGGUAACCAACGACGAGAACUCCUGAACACGAUUUCACUCCGUCACCGCAUCCCACGGGAGAUUCAAAGAGAGAUUCUAUCUUGUCUCGCGGACGGCGACCCAUUCCCUUACCUUAAGAAACUCGACAUUGGGGCAGUCUACACCCCUUUUCCUACAGUCGGCGAGAGAUGUUUCGAGUGUGAGCAUCUGGAUGAGACCUCGGCCAUCAAGCGCACAUGCCCCCAGGCAGGGCUUUACAUCUGGAACCUUGCAUUACGAUGCUUCCACAGCUUUCAUAAGGACCGCUUCAACCAAUGGUCUCUGUGUAGUCAUGGUAGCGACUGCAAAGGCCACCACGAUUGCAACGACCACAGCUGGGCUGUUCUCAGAGAUCCUGAUUUCACUCUGUUUAUUGAAAAGGAGGCUGCUCGAGGCAACGACGAGUUCAUAUCCCUGGAUCAAGUUGGUCUAGGCCCCGUCCAGCAUAUCCGUCUCAGUCAAGCGGACGAUGAGAUUCGAGAUAACCGGCUCCAUCGAGGAUCUCAGAUCUACAGCGAAACCUACCGAGACUGGGUUAUGACAGGUGCUCUAGGCGGCUUGGUAGACAGCAUGCUCCACGGAAGAGCGCUUCUGAGGGCAUGGAGGGAAGACCCCCAAGCUGGGACGACCAUGACCUUGAGCACUGCCGAGUGGGCUGUUGGCCGGAACUUGCUCGUGAAGAGAGCGGCUGAGUUGGCGAUCAUGGACCUCCACUCGUGGCCGGGGCGAUGCGAGUGGUGUCCCGGCAAGGAACUUUUUGGUGGGGAAGUGGCUCCCUGCUCUUCUCUCCAAGAGAGAGUUCGCUCCAAAAAAUAG